Tricharina praecox is the source of this 1314-nucleotide messenger RNA. RefSeq lists its product as uncharacterized. The record is from RefSeq and is a predicted model, not a curated record. Bases 1 to 1314 code for a protein of 437 amino acids. NCBI's taxonomy places the organism in Eukaryota, Fungi, Ascomycota, Pezizomycetes, Pezizales, Pyronemataceae. The transcript is spliced from 2 exons.
AUGCUCCCCACUCCCCCAGCCCCCACCAUCAACAGCCCCCCGGUAGUCCGGGAGAUGGAACCCUUCAUACCCUCGCACUCGGAAACCUCUCCAGCAGCUGUACCCGAUUGCUCCACAACCGAAGGUACUGUUAGAAAUGGGGUAAUGACACCAGCAGACGACCGGAACAGCUCUGAGCCGGCAGAAAAUGUCAGAGGCCAGAGAGAGCAUAACGAUGUACCAGACUUUGGUAGUUUGGCAGGAACAAACAGGAAGGUCGACCCCCGCUUCCUCGAGAAUCAGUACAUGGAUCAAGUCGACCGGGAGUUCGAACGUCCUUUGCAAGCACCAUCUCAAACGCUCUCCAAGGAGUCCUUCGACGAGGAAGAGGCCGUAAAAAGCCCUAGAACGAAGAAGCAUGAACACAGUCGCGCGAUAUGCAGGAAGGUUAAAGCAAUCUUCACGGACUGGGCUCGGAAGGAGUUGCAAGCGCAGCUCACCACCCUCAAACUCCAGGUCGGACUCCCGGAAGGCUCCACAGAAAAAUUGACCUUGGAGAUGAGGGAAUGGAUCAAGGACGGGUUGAGACACAAGUUCCGUGCGUAUAUCCAGCUCUUUCACGACCCUAGCCCCACUCUGCCAAUUUCCAAGCGGGGAAAAAAAGGAAAGAAGAUCAAUAUUCCUACGGGAGAGGCGGGGAUAACCAGCGCAGCUUGCGGACAUCCGGGUUGCGGAAAGCCAAUUCUACCGGGCAUGUAUCGAGUCUCAUUCGAACCCCAUGCGUGGACACAGCCGUUCGACAACACUCACAUUCCAAGCACGACAGGCGAGGCGUUCCUGGACGAGAAUUUUGAUCCAAGAAACUCGAACCUGCCUAUCUCUCUUCCGAACUACGAGCAGCUACUUCUCCCAGUCAAUGUUGCCAAAUACGAUGGAGGAGAGGUCUUCUGCGUCGGUUGCUUUGAAGAUCUUCUCGAGAAGGAUCCCGGAGAAACUGCACCAAUGCAGCCACCACCGCUGCUGCCCCCCAUAACCAAGCAAGGUGGCACGAAGUCGAAGAAGAGACAGCUAGAAGAAGAGGCACCUACCGGUACCAUGUGGCUGCGUCCCAGUCCGAUUAGACGAAUCUACACUUCCGUCUUUCCCGAGACCCGCUAUCACCCACAGGGCCACUUCCUGCUGGACGAGCCCGCGUUGAAGGUGGUCAAACAAUGGAAGCAGGUGCUAUUGGCCGAGGGUGUGAAAAUGUUGAAGGAGAAAUACCACUUCUUGAAAGAUAGUGCUCUCACUGAAGAUGAAGACUUCGCUGGUAUUCCUAUGUCUGUCCGAGAAUAG